UCACCUGGCGUAUUCCCUUCUUCUGCUGACUGCUGUGCUGUGCUGCCAGGUGGCUUGGUUGUGAACUAAAUUAAAAGGAAACGCCCACUUGGAAAACACCCCUCCGCAGAAAAUGUCAACAUAAGAAAAUUGUAGAGCGGAAAAAUUUUUUUUAGUAAGAUGGAUUUUGACAAUUUGGAAAUAAAGGCAAAGGAAGAUGCUAAAAAGAGGGUUCAACAGCUCCUUCAGCGAGUUGAUCAGCUGGAAAAGGUUGAUCAAUAUAAGCGUAGGGUUGAGCGGAAGAAGGCCUCUGUAGAAUCAAUGCUAAAAACGGCUAUGCAGAGUCAACUUGAUGGUGUUCGUGUCGGACUGAACCAGUUGCAGGUGUCAUUGAAGGAUGUCCAAGAAAUUAAGCAAAACUUGGAAGUUUUGGAGGAUUUUUUCACGAGUGUGCCAGAUUUGAGUUUGAGGCUGCAAGAUGUGAGAGAGGAAAACAUGAGACAUUCCCAGUAUGUGACGGCCAUGGAGAACCUGAAGCAUAUUUUUACUGUUCCUGAAAGCGUUGAAAGAACUAAGCAGUGGAUCAGCGAAGGAAAGCUUCUUCAUGCUCACCAAAGCCUUGCCGAUUUGGAGAAUUCACGCGAUGAUUUGCUCUUCGAGCUCCACAAACUUCCCAACCAAGCACCUGCUGAUACCAUCAUGCUCAAGGAAUACUUUGAAGAUGUCAACGAGCUCUCCAAAUACUUCGCCAAGCAAAUCAAAUUGAUCCUCGGCCGCACUCUAAAUACGGUCAGAAAAGAGCCAACUGUGAUUGUCACUGCGCUGAGGAUAAUUGAGAGGGAGGAAAAAGCUGACGCUGAAGCCCAAGAGCGUUUCCAGCGUAGUGGUUUUAUGCCUCCUGGACGCCCUAAAAAGUGGAAACAGAUGUCGAUGGAUGUUUUGGCUGUUGGUGCUGCACAGAGAAUUGAAGGAACACAAACAGAUGAACGCUCCGACAACAAAAUGUGGCUUGUACGACACUUAGAGUUAACCAGACUCCUGAUUUCUGAAGAUUUGCAAGUUGUCAAGGACCUUUGUGUGCCUUGCUUUCCUCCACAUUAUGACGUUUUAAAUAUGUUUGUAAAAAUGUACCACGACUCGUUAUCACGCCACCUGAUGGACUUGAUACAUGCUGGUUUGGUCGGGAAUGAGUAUGUGACUCUUCUCUCUUGGAUUAAGAACACUUACAACGGUUCUGAUCUUAUGAUGAACCCUGAACUGAACAUAAAUACUUCUUCGUUGGGACCUCUUCUAUCAAGUGAGAAGGUCGUAGAGUUGGAGGACCAGUACUUGAAGAAUAUGGAAAUGAACUACUCCGAGUGGAUGUACAAGACUCUGGAAACGGAGAAGCAAGAUUGGAUGAAAGAAUCACAGCCUGAUACGGAUGAUCAAGAAUACUAUCACACCGUGGCUCCAGUCAUAAUUUUCCAAAUGAUUGAACAGAAUCUGCAAGUUACAAACACAAUAAGCCACGAUCUAACGUUCAAGGCGCUCUUGCUGAGCAUCGGGCAAGUUGCCCAAUAUGGCAAUCUUUAUAGAGAAGCCAUCUUUCAAUACAAAGUCAGUCACUUUGAAGAUAGAAAAUUGAACCCAUAUUUCACAACUUACAUGAUUAAAAUUGUCAACAACUGUCUUCAAUUCGAAGAGCUAGCAAACCAAACAAAAAUGCAUUACUGGAAGCCAGGCAUUCAUGAUAUCAUGGCUGGCCAAAGAUUUGAGACUUUGAGGAUGACGUUCCAGAAUUUGCGAACUGAGUCAGCUCGUUACUUAUUAGAAGAGGCAUUGUUAGAUUUGGAGCUUCAUUUUCAAGAAUUUGUUACUGCAAAGUGGGUGGGAAGUAGUUCGGCGGUCGACACAAUUUGUGUCACUCUGGAUGACUACAUUAGCGAUUACAGGCACUUGCGGCCAGAAAAUUUUGAUUUGGUCAUUACUGAGUGCAUCAACACUGUUGCCAAAAAAUAUAUCACAGCAAUGCUGCAAAAGAAGAUGGCCUUCAAAACUAGUGACGAUCGACGAGAGGGUGCUAACCAGAUAAUUAAUGAGGCAAAUAAACUACAGGCAUUUUUCUUAAAAGUUGCUCAUGAUAUGGCUCGUGAAAAUACUUGUUUGGAAGCCAUCAACUCACUUGCCGAGGUGCUGAAAAAUGAAGACUCGGAAAUGCUCUCCUUGGACCUGCAUGCACUGGUUGAAAAGUAUCCUGAUGUCACUACAGAGCACUUGAUCCAGUUGUUACUUUUGCGCGGAGACGUAUCAAAAUCAGAGGCUAGAGAAAUGGCAAGUUUUGCGCUUUCAAACAGAAAAGAAAAAGACUCGAAACAUUCCAAGACGAUUUUUUCGCUAGUAACAGGUAUUACCGUCAGCUUUUUCUAACUUAAUUAGGCUAUGUUCAUGAUUAAAUAUCAUGUCAUUAUUUUAAAUCAUGGGGAAUGGAAAAAUUAAAUAUAUAUUACAUGCAGUA
Molecule: messenger RNA, 2476 nt
Organism: Neocloeon triangulifer
Lineage: Eukaryota; Metazoa; Arthropoda; Insecta; Ephemeroptera; Baetidae
Product: exocyst complex component 3-like
Exons: 12
Coding region: 160-2388 (742 amino acids)
Biological process (GO): exocyst localization; exocytosis
Cellular component (GO): exocyst
Molecular function (GO): SNARE binding
Source: RefSeq, a predicted model, not a curated record